GGGCGGCUCCUCCCCGGGGCUGCAACUGUUCCCAGGCUGGGGCGAUUGCCGUCACCCCUGAACUUCCCCGUUCCUCUUCUCGGCCGCCUCCUUUUCCGUUGUCCCUUCGCGGCCCAAACCACAUCCUGGAGUGCACUCUCCAGCGUGGCUGGCAGCGGGGACGGUGCGCCGGGGCGCAGGCCCAAGAGUCGCGUGCGCGGCCCUUUGCACCAUCCCCCCGGGCCCACCCCCGGGCCGCGCUGAUUGGGCAGGUAGGGACUCUGCCCAGCGGAAAGUUUUGGGUGCCGGGAGGAAGUCUAACCUUUGGGAGACUCCAAGACAGCAGCUCCGAGGUCGGCGGGGGUCUGGGUGGCCAUGGAGGAGCCCCCUGUGCGAGAAGAGGAAGAGGAGGAGGGAGAGGGGGACGAGGAGAGGGACGAGGUUGGGCCCGAGGGGGCGCUGGGCAAGAGCCCCUUCCAGCUGACGGCCGAGGACGUGUAUGACAUCUCCUACCUGUUGGGCCGCGAGCUUAUGGCCCUGGGCAGCGACCCCCGGGUGACGCAGCUGCAGUUCAAAGUCGUCCGCGUCCUGGAGAUGCUGGAGGCGCUGGUGAAUGAGGGCAGCCUGGCGCUGGAGGAGCUGAAGAUGGAGAGGGACCACCUCAGGAAGGAGGUGGAGGGGCUGCGGAGACAGAGCCCUCCGGCCAGUGGGGAGGUGAACCUGGGCCCAAACAAAAUGGUGGUUGACCUGACAGAUCCCAACCGACCCCGCUUCACUCUGCAGGAGCUAAGGGAUGUGCUGCAGGAACGCAACAAACUCAAGUCGCAGCUCCUGGUGGUGCAGGAAGAGCUGCAGUGCUACAAGAGUGGCCUGAUUCCACCAAGAGAAGGCCCAGGAGGACGAAGAGAAAAAGAUGCUGUGGUUACUAGGGCCAACAAUGCUGGCAGGAACAAGGAGGAGAAGAGAAUCAUAAAAAAGCUGUUCUUUUUUCGAUCGGGGAAACAGACCUAGAUCCAAGGCCACAAGUAAGGCUAUGGCUCUGAUUCUAGAAGACAACCUUCCAAGAUGCCUGGCAAAACCACCUCCCUGUGCCACACAGACACACUGGGCCUGUGUAUUUAUUUCCCCUUCAAAGCAGACUGAGGAGGGAGGAGACGAGGUUCUCUUGGCAUCACUUUCUCCCUGGCUGCGGAACUAGACACCCUUGAAGAUUUGGCCUGGGCCAGUGAGGCUGAAAUCAAGAAAAACAGAAGGGAUGUGCAGGGUGGGGGGGUCCACUUCCUGCUCCCAUGUCAACUCCCGGGGCCUCCAGCGUGCAGAUGCGUGUCCUACUCAUCUGCUCCCACGGAUGACCCUGGACGUCAAUGGUUAGCAGAAGGGAGAAAAGAAAGCAGGAAAAUGUGCUAUUGAAAUUCCAGUGGUGACUUCACUGAUAUUUAGUGAAUAUUUGAUUUAGCCAACAUGCCUUUCUUUAUGUGAUUUUGUAUUAAAGUAAAAUGAUUUUUAUACUUUC
Molecule: messenger RNA, 1492 nt
Organism: Gorilla gorilla gorilla (western lowland gorilla)
Lineage: Eukaryota; Metazoa; Chordata; Mammalia; Primates; Hominidae
Gene: RILPL2
Product: Rab interacting lysosomal protein like 2
Exons: 4
Coding region: 355-990 (211 amino acids)
Biological process (GO): cilium assembly
Cellular component (GO): ciliary basal body; cytoplasm
Molecular function (GO): small GTPase binding; dynein light intermediate chain binding; protein dimerization activity
Source: RefSeq, a predicted model, not a curated record